UAUGUGUAGUCUGGGAGAAUGAAGUAACAAAAAUGAUCACAAAUAUCCCACCUUUGUUUAGUAUCAUUUACGGUUUGUAGUAAUGAAACAUCUAUCCAUACGAAUAUAUAAAGUGUCCAAUUUUAACGACAUUUGUGUUGUGCUUAAACAUUUAUAGGCCUACUGUAUUUAUUAUAAAAAAGUGUGAAUAGAUUAUUGAAUAACAAUCGGGCAUAAAUCUUUAGAAAAUAUUUUUAGAGCAAAUUAGGUACAUUAUGUUUAUAUAAUUAGCAAAAAUAUUGAUUCUGUGAAACAACAAUUUCGACCCCUUGACUUGACAUGAGCCUGUUAGUUUCCUCCACAGUGCAGAAAGGCGGGAAAGGUAACUCAACAAGCUCAUCAGGAAGAGAACAAAACGUGAUGACGCCUGUCGAGAAUCACGCACCUCUUACAGAAGAGCAGCUACGUGCAAAAGAGGUUAUAACAGCAAAUGACAUUCUCCGAUUCCCAAAAAUAACUAGCCAGUACCUCUGCUCUCCAGAAGCAAACAUCUACGACAUCGACUUUGUAAGAUUCAAAAUUAGAGACUGGGAAUCUAAAACUGUGCUGUUCGAGAUCGCCAAGCCCUCUGUGCCCCCAGAGCCUGAUGAAUCUGAUCAAGACACAGAAGAAGAGGAAGUUGAUGCGAAUGCAGGGCGAUUUGUUCGAUACCAAUUCACACCUCAGUUUCUACGGCUGAAAACAAUUGGUGCUACCGUGGAGUUCACGGUGGGUGCGCAGCCAUUGAACAAGUUCAGAAUGAUUGAGCGGCAUUUCUUUCGAGACACGCUUCUAAAGACCUUUGAUUUUGACUUUGGAUUUUGCAUCCCCAACAGCAGGAACGUGGUGGAACACAUCUACAAUUUUCCGAGUCUGUCACAGUCUCUUAUUGAUGAAAUGCUGGCACAUCCCUUCGAGACACGAUCAGACAGUUUCUAUUUUGUCGACGACCGCCUCAUAAUGCACAACAAGGCUGAUUAUUCAUAUGAUGGAGGAGAUUACAACGCUAUCUAGAAGUUUAGAAACGUCAAAACCAGAAAUUCUGAAUCUUGGAACUGAAACAAAAACUUCCUAAACUGAAUAUAAAAAUUGAAAUUGCAAAAUUCUAUUUACUAGGCUGUCUUAACAGUAUAAAAAAUAAAUCUCAUUACUUUGAAUAAACAAGUUAACUGUCUCUUGAACUAGCCUUGAAAAUUAUUAGUUCUAGGAGUAUCAGAGAAAUAGUUAUCUGUAGCUUAACCAUGUUUAUUUUUAAACAAAAUUAGCAAGAUUCAAUUUGUAGACUACCCCUUGAAAUUCAAAAUUAAUUACUAUUAACUGCAACACAUAAGCCUAAAAAAAUUAGAAAACAAGAAGCAGUAGAAUAUUUUAACAUCCGAAUGAUUUUAAUAUCAAACAGGAGACGGCUGGAAUUGGAACUGACUAACCACAAGUCAAAAUUAGGCAUUUUAAACUCUCUAAUCUUAUCAAUCAACAAAAGUUUUGGAGGUUUUGAGUUUCAGUUUUAACACAUCACCAAGAUGUAUAUAUAAUUGUUAUGUUAUGAGCUCUGGUGGCAGAUAAAAACCACAUAGCUAUAAUGGUGCAUAAACGACCUUAACCUUUUUACACGAAUCAAUUUAACCAUCAAGAAUUGGGUACAAACACAUUUUUUCAUCUAAUGAAGGUUUAGAAAGAGACAAAAUUAAUGCAAUUCAAUGAUGCUUACACACUAGAAAAUAUCUUGUAUCCGUCACCUAUGUCAAUUGAUAACUUGACAUUCAAAAGAAUAUUGUCUACAUACGAGUAUAUCUAUCAUUCUCAUCUUAAUUAACUAAACACUUAACACUAUAUGGUAAUAAGUACACAUUCUGUGUUUGAAUAACUAUUUGUAUGAAAUUUUGUUCUUGCGCUUAUUUAGGUGUUAAGUUAUAUCGCCAUAAGCCUGUGACGAAAAUCUGCCACCAAGAUCUAAGCUUUACUUUUUAUUUAGUUCAAAGGAAUAGAUAGCACAAAUAUUUAUACAUUGUUAUUGAAAUAAAACUACAUUUGUAAGUUGAACUUCUAA
Messenger RNA from Macrosteles quadrilineatus (aster leafhopper), 2065 nucleotides. RefSeq names its product protein unc-119 homolog B (gene unc-119). The transcript has 6 exons. The record is from RefSeq and is a predicted model, not a curated record. Lineage: Eukaryota; Metazoa; Arthropoda; Insecta; Hemiptera; Cicadellidae. The coding region runs from base 319 to 1032 and encodes 237 amino acids. Gene Ontology annotation, molecular function: lipid binding. Gene Ontology annotation, cellular component: cilium. Gene Ontology annotation, biological process: lipoprotein transport; nervous system development; cilium assembly.